This is a messenger RNA of Eurypyga helias (sunbittern), 876 nucleotides long. RefSeq names its product vacuolar protein sorting 26 homolog B (S. pombe) (gene VPS26B). Gene Ontology annotation, biological process: retrograde transport, endosome to Golgi; intracellular protein transport. Gene Ontology annotation, cellular component: retromer complex; endosome. The annotation marks the transcript as partial. NCBI's taxonomy places the organism in Eukaryota, Metazoa, Chordata, Aves, Eurypygiformes, Eurypygidae. The record is from RefSeq and is a predicted model, not a curated record. The transcript is spliced from 5 exons.
AACUCUACUAUGACCGAGGAAACCACCACGAGUUCGUGUCUUUGGUGAAAGACCUGGCCCGUCCUGGUGAAUUCACGCAAUCGCAGACAUUUGACUUCGAAUUCACACACGUGGAAAAACCUUACGAGUCCUACACGGGGCAGAAUGUGAAGUUACGGUAUUUCCUCCGAGCGACAGUCAGCCGCAGACUGAACGACGUGGUGAAGGAGAUGGACAUAGUUGUGCACACUCUCAGCACCUACCCAGAGCUCAACUCCUCGAUUAAGAUGGAGGUGGGGAUUGAGGAUUGCCUGCACAUUGAGUUCGAGUAUAACAAGUCCAAGUAUCAUUUAAAGGAUGUGAUCGUCGGAAAGAUCUACUUCCUGCUGGUGCGAAUCAAGAUCAAACACAUGGAGAUAGAUAUCAUCAAGAGAGAAACAACAGGGACCGGACCCAAUGUGUAUCACGAGAACGACACCAUAGCUAAAUACGAGAUCAUGGAUGGGGCCCCUGUGAGAGGGGAAUCCAUUCCCAUCAGACUCUUCCUGGCUGGCUACGAGCUGACUCCAACGAUGAGGGACAUCAAUAAGAAGUUCUCGGUGCGUUAUUACCUCAACCUGGUGCUGAUCGAUGAGGAAGAGAGACGCUACUUUAAACAGCAGGAGGUGGUGCUCUGGCGGAAAGGAGACAUAGUGCGGAAGAGCAUGUCCCACCAAGCAGCCAUCGCCUCCCAGCGAUUCGAGGGGAGCUCCUCACACACCGAGGCCAAGACCCCCAGCCAGCCUGCAGAGAACAACGGCCGGCAGUGAGAGGCCACGCAGAGGAAGGCUGCUGCGGAGCCGGGGGAGACAGCAGCGAGGAGGAGGAAAUAACACUUCAGAGACUUCAUGAAAAUAA